Molecule: messenger RNA, 2304 nt
Organism: Benincasa hispida (wax gourd)
Lineage: Eukaryota; Viridiplantae; Streptophyta; Magnoliopsida; Cucurbitales; Cucurbitaceae
Source: RefSeq, a predicted model, not a curated record
AGUAUUUUCAUAGAGGGUAGAAAUGAAAAUUAGACUACAAAGUGGUAAGAAAACGCAUCGAUUCCCACCCUCCCUACAGUCUGCAGUUUUGUGGGUUUCUUUUUUUCUUUCCAAAUUUUGAAUUACUGGGGAAAAGAUCUAAACUUUGAUAUUCGUAUGUCAUUACUUCCUCAAGAUAGAUGUAGAACCAGAUUGAUUUGGUUUGUGGAGCUUGCAAAGAUUUGGAUUAAGUUUUGAUGUUUCUGUCACUGAGCUUUGGCUCUUCCCAGUAGUCUAGAAUAUGGUUUCGAUGGGUAUCAGGUGCUACCAGAUCAGCUUGGUUGCAUAUCUUUCACUGUUUCAUUGCAUCCGUGUCUUAUGUCAGAGCAAGGGUACUACUAGAAGUAGAGUUGAUGACAAACAGAUGCAUGCAUUUGACUUACUGGCCUCUGUAGCUGGAAAUUUUUCGUUCAAGAGGGACCCACCAACAUCUUUUGAUUAGAAAGCCAUUGAAAUGGAAAAUCCUGUUCACGAAGUUGGCUUUGAUAGUCACAUCAAGUCAUGUGGUCGCAGUUUAGAUGGUGGAUAUGAGACUAUGGUUGAAGAUAAGUCUGAGAAGGUGAUGAGUGGUGUUGAUAUUGCGGCGAGCAGGUCUCUAGAUCCGGUAGUAUGUGGCUGGAAUCCACAAAUGUGGAUUGGUUCAGAAAAGGGUUUCAAGGUUCCCCCAUGCAAGGACCACGGUCCUCAGCAUCCUUGCCCCACAAGCCAAGAGGUAGUUGUAAGAGAUGAUGACAACAACUCCUUUGGGUGCAUUUACCCAACUACCUCAAGAAAUUCCUUCAGGACAUCUCCUUGUAAUAAAGGCCACAGAAUAAGAAAAAUAUUGGCUUCAAAGAACAGGAAGGUUGCUGCAAAUUAUGGAGCUAAGAAGAAACCUAAAGCAGGUGGGUAUAAAAGGAAAUUUAAUUUCAAUAAGAGAAACCCCUACAAGAACCAAAGAUCUCAAAUGAAUAUCCCUUUCAAAAAGAGGAAACUCUUUGAUGGUUGUUUGUCUGAUUGCAAUGGCAGACGAAUGGUUGAUAGAAUUUCUGAUUCAAAUGCAAGUGCAAGGGAAUCUUCUGCCCAUGGGAAAUCAUCUUUGGUUGCAGGAAAUCAGGGGGAUUCUCGUGUGAAACUGAGGAUAAAAUCUUUCAGGGUACCUGAACUUUUCAUUGAGAUUCCUGAAACCGCAACCGUCAGUUCACUGAAGAGGACGGUAAUGGAGGCAGUGGGCACUAUUAUUGGUCAUGGUAUACAUGUUGGCGUAAUCUUACGGGGGAAGAAGGUCAGGGAUGAUAAUAAAACCUUAAUUCAGACUGGAAUUUCUUGUGAUAACCAGGAUGGGUGCCUGGGAUUUACACUAGAGCCUCACUCUUCACAAACCUGUUCAUCUUUCUGCCAUGGACAGCCUCCCUCUUCGCUUCCUUGUAGUAGUACUCUUGAGACUAUAAAUGGAUGCCCUCCCAAACCAACUGUGAAUUAUUCAGGCAAUAAUUCUACAUUAUUGCUUGAGACUCAUGCAGCCAAGGCGAGUAAUUCAACAGAGAGUGUUCGUGAGCCGGUGCCCUUUCUUGCUGAUACCCGAGUUGAGGAAAGAUCAUCAGAUUCUAAAUCACUAGUGACUGUACCAGCCAUGGCUGUGGACGCCCCAACUGUGGUUCCGAUUUGUCAAAAAUCUCAUCAAUUUGAGGUUGGCCAUCGUAGAAUGCGUAGACCCUUUUCUGUUGAUGAAGUGGAAGCCCUUGUUCAUGCAGUUGAAACACUUGGUCCUGGAAGGUGGCGUGAUGUUAAACUACGAGCAUUUGACAAUGUGAAGCAUCGUACUUAUGUUGAUUUGAAGAUUUUAUUUUCCAGAAGACAACAAGUUUUUGUAACAUUUGUAGGACAAGUGGAAAACAUUAGUGCACACAGCAAAAAUAUCCCCUCACCAAAGGAGAGGAGAACAAGUUCCUCAACAACUUCUGGACAGAGUCCUCACAGCCCUUGCUUAUUGGUCUCAACAACACCAACAAAUCAAACAUCAUCCCCCAAAAACUUGCCUUCUUCAACAAAACCUUCCUACUACUAAAUCCAUGUAAAUCUUCCUUACCCUUUUUUCUAAGAAAGCAAUUCUGUACAAAAAGAAAAAAAAUGUAAUUACUAGGAAAAAAAAGUUGUAAAUUUGCUUUGUUCUGGCUUAAAACUAGGCUCGUUUGUACACUUUAUUGCAUGCAGUGGCUGGCUCGUCGUGUAAAUUACUAUGAUCCAAUAAGAGUGUGUCAAUAGAAAUUGAUCUAUUCCUCAGUA